Molecule: messenger RNA, 2616 nt
Organism: Xenopus laevis (African clawed frog)
Lineage: Eukaryota; Metazoa; Chordata; Amphibia; Anura; Pipidae
Gene: slc16a3.S
Product: solute carrier family 16 member 3 S homeolog
Exons: 7
Coding region: 557-1975 (472 amino acids)
Biological process (GO): lactate transmembrane transport; monocarboxylic acid transport; transmembrane transport
Cellular component (GO): basolateral plasma membrane; plasma membrane; membrane
Molecular function (GO): transmembrane transporter activity; monocarboxylic acid transmembrane transporter activity; lactate:proton symporter activity
Source: RefSeq, a predicted model, not a curated record
CACUUCAUCUAACCUUCACGCUGCCCUGUGGGUUCCAAGAUCCGGAAAGGCUGCAGCCUCUCGUGACGUCACAAGGACGUGCCUAGUUAAAGCGAGAGCAGCUGCUUACUAGUCAGUCAGCUCGGCAGUAUUAUAUCGGCUACAGAUUAUAGCAAAGAAAAUCCAUAUGAAGUAAAGAGCAUCAGAAACUUGAAAGUAAUUAUCAGUAGAUCUGUUAAAAGAAUUUGAAUCUACCAGAUGCAAGCCCUGAAACCAAGCCUCCAAAGGCAGUGAAGACACUUAAUCAAGAGACAAGUUUUGGUGCUUCUCUGUUACAGGUUAUGGGUCCAGAUCAUAGCACCACUGGUAUCUGGUUCUGAGAAUCUCUGGAGAGAAAGACAUAGCAAAGCUGAAUAACAGCAACUUUCAGCUAUGGAAAGAGACCAGAAAACAAUCCUGAGGAGUGGGAUAAAAGAAACAGACAGGCUAAAGCAGUUAUUAGCCUACUGGUGGAAGAUGAUCAACUGAUUCACAUCAAGAAAGAAUCUACAGCAGAAGGACCUAAGAUUUUUACAUCAUGGGAGGAGCAGUUGUGGAUGAUGGGCCAACUGGCGUCAAGGCCCCAGAUGGUGGAUGGGGAUGGGCUGUUCUGUUUGGCUGUUUUGUAAUCGCUGGGUUCUCAUAUGCUUUCCCCAAAGCUGUCAGUGUGUUUUUUAAAGAAUUAAUUCGGGAGUUUGGGAUAGGAUACAGUGACACAGCAUGGAUAUCUUCUAUCUUACUGGCUAUGCUUUAUGGUACAGGCCCAAUUUGCAGCAUCUGUGUGAAUCGCUUUGGCUGUCGCCCAGUAAUGAUUGUUGGUGGUCUCUUUGCUUCUUUUGGAAUGGUGGCUGCUUCUUUUUGCACAAGUAUUAUCACAAUUUACCUCACUGCUGGGGUCAUAACAGGUUUGGGCCUUGCCCUCAAUUUCCAGCCUUCUCUGAUUAUGCUGAACCGAUAUUUUGAUAAGCGCCGCCCACUGGCAAAUGGACUGGCUGCUGCAGGAAGCCCUGUGUUUCUCUGUGCCCUGUCUCCUCUGGGGCAAAUUCUUCAGUAUAAGUUUGGCUGGCGAGGAGGCUUUCUUAUUCUGGGUGGACUGCUCCUCAACUGCUGUGCUUGUGGGGCUCUGAUGAGACCACUCAAACCUCCAAAGAAAGCAAUAGAAGUUGUGAAGGAGACCAAGGAAACAAAACCAAAGAAAAAGCUUCUUGAUUUCAGUGUCUUCAAAGAUCGAGGGUUUCUUAUCUACACUGUGGCUGCUUCCAUAAUGGUUCUUGGGAUAUUCGUACCACCUGUGUUUGUUGUAAGUUAUGCAAAAGACAUUGGUGUCCCAGACACAAAGGCAGCUUUUCUCCUCACCAUUCUUGGAUUCGCUGAUAUCUUUGCACGACCCACAUGUGGAGUAAUUACAGGGCUGAAAUGGGUUAGACCAUACGCUGUCUACUUAUUUGGAUUUUCUAUGAUCUUUAAUGGAUUCACUGAUCUGAUGGGCUCCAUGGCAGAUUCCUUUGGUGGAUUGGCUGUCUUUUGCAUCUUCUUUGGAAUUUCCUAUGGAAUGGUUGGUGCUCUGCAAUUUGAAGUACUGAUGGCAAUUGUUGGUACACAUAAAUUUUGCAGUGCUAUUGGGCUGGUGCUUUUAGCAGAAGCUUGUGCAGUGCUUGUUGGACCACCAUCAGCAGGGAAAAUAUUGGAUGCAACUGGGAAGUACAUGUUUAUAUUCAUUGUUGCUGGUGUCGAAGUCGUAUUAUCUGCUUUGGUUCUCACUAGUGGAAACUUCUUCUGCAUUAAGAAAACUGUAGAGAAACCGCAUCAUAAAGACAAUGCAGAAAUAGAAGAACUUAAACUUGAUGGCACAGCUCCAGAAAAUUCCAAAGUGGGUUCUGCAGAAGUGGAGCAUUUCUUGAAGGAUGAAAAGGAGCAGAAUGGAGAAGUUGUGACUAGUCCUGAGACCAGUGUUUGAACACUCUGAGCUUUAGGAUAUUCUUGGGCUAGAAGGUUUAGGACUGUGCCAAUCAUCAUGGACUGUUUAACUGGACCUGAACAUUGACUUUUAUUGUUGAAAGAAACACUGAGUUGCAUAGUAACAUUUGGGGGGGGGGUAAAACAGUUGGCAUAGUCUAUUAACCUAUGACAGCCAUUGAGCUGAUUGCUGUCAUUUUAUCUGCACUAGAUUGAUAUAAAAUGGUGACUGGCUGCUAUUUGAUUUGCAUAUUUUAGUACAUAAUCCAGUAAGAAUCAAAGGUCAGACGAAGCAAGUUGGCUGUAUUUAGUGAUGCUUCUCUGUAAAUCUGGGGAGGGGGGUGUAAACCAUUUUAGCUUUUAUUUUUGGAGAGAACUCAAGUACAACCAACUCUGCAUGAAACGAACAGGACUUAUACAUCCAUUUCAGAGAGGACUAAAGAUUAGCUAAAAAGUUUGAGCUAAACCUAAUGCACGGUGUUUUCAUUAACGCAAUCCUAACUGUUACAUGUGUAUGUGUGGGGUCCCCCCUAGUCAGUGUGUUAUUUAUGGAGAUUGUUAAUUAUGAUUUAAGGGUUUUAUUUGGCAUUGAACUGAAAAGUUGUUAAAUGAGAUAAAUCUUGUUUUUUUUCAAUAUUCAAA